AUAUAAAGAAACAAAACACCAAACAAAAUAAAAAAUAAAAAAUACGGGCCCUUUAAUUUUAACCCAUCGCUCUCGCCAUAUAAAAUUGAGGCCCUAAAACCCUAAUUUCUCUCCAGCAUUUGGUUCUCGACUCUCGAAGUCAAAACCCUACCAUCGAGACCAAACAGAACAGAAGGUGCUGAGGAUGAGUAGAGGCAUCGCGCCGGGUGGGCCCAAGGGGGGCAAGAGGAAGGGAGCGACGUUCACGAUCGACUGUGCGAAGCCGGUGGAGGAUAAGAUCAUGGACAUUGCCGCUCUGGAGAAGUUUCUCCAGGAGAGGAUCAAGGUCGGCGGAAAGCCCGGCGCUCUCGGUGACUCCAUCACCGUCGCACGGGAAAAGCACAAGAUCACCGUCGUCUCCGACAGCAACUUCUCUAAGCGCUAUUUGAAGUACUUGACAAAGAAAUUCUUGAAGAAGCAUGAAGUGCGGGAUUGGCUUCGGGUUAUUGCUUCCAACAAGGACCGUAAUGUUUAUGAACUGCGGUACUUUAACAUUGCUGAGAAUGAGGCUGAAGAUGAAGACUGAAGUUCUGGACCAGUAUUUAAUCUUAAGGGCUCUUUGUCUUAUUUGUUGCUUCUCUUAUGGUAAAAUCUUCUUUACAUACUUCAUUUUGUUAUGAUUUCUUUUGUACUUUUUGGAAUCAAAAACUUGAAACUUCAUUUAUAGUUCAGCUAACGACAAUGAAUCUGCCUUACCUUAUUGCUAUUA
Molecule: messenger RNA, 748 nt
Organism: Malania oleifera
Lineage: Eukaryota; Viridiplantae; Streptophyta; Magnoliopsida; Santalales; Ximeniaceae
Product: large ribosomal subunit protein eL22y-like
Exons: 3
Coding region: 185-565 (126 amino acids)
Biological process (GO): cytoplasmic translation
Cellular component (GO): ribosome
Molecular function (GO): structural constituent of ribosome; RNA binding
Source: RefSeq, a predicted model, not a curated record